This is a messenger RNA of Saccoglossus kowalevskii, 4256 nucleotides long. Its product is annotated as ATP-dependent RNA helicase DDX19A-like. Gene Ontology annotation, molecular function: ATP binding; RNA helicase activity; nucleic acid binding. The record is from RefSeq and is a predicted model, not a curated record. NCBI's taxonomy places the organism in Eukaryota, Metazoa, Hemichordata, Enteropneusta, Harrimaniidae.
GUAGCACAUGCACGGUGUACAUGCCCGGUACUGUACUGCUGUUGUCAUCUGUUUCCGUCGAUCCUUUUUUUGACUUUUCGAAAAAAACGCCAAAUACGAUGGCUGACGACAGCUGGGCGAAACAAGUAGAUGACCAGGAAAAGGCGCAACUUGCAGAAAAGAUUAAAGACUUGAAGGUUACUUUAACUAAAUCUCCAAACAAUGCUGCAGAUGGAGGCGGCGAUGCUGCAGCUGGUGUAAGGAGUGUUGAAACUACUAAAGUCACUAACAAAGACGAUAGAUUGAACGAGUUAAGUCCUCCCAAACAGAACAGAGCAAAUGAUAGUGACACUAGUGACAAAGAUGAACCAGAAAUCAGUACAGCAGAUGUUUCCCUUAUAAGAAAGAAGUUACGAGACAAGCUGGUAAACAUCAAACAUGAAGUGGAAGUUUUAAGAAAAGAUCCCAAAUCACCGUUAUAUUUUGUAAAAUCAUUUGAAGAACUUCAUCUUCGUCCAGAGCUAUUAAAAGGCAUAUAUGGUAUGGGAUUCAAUUGGCCGUCAAAGAUUCAAGAAACUGCACUGCCCAUGUUAUUAGCAGAUCCGCCAAAAAAUAUGAUUGCCCAGUCUCAGAGUGGUACGGGUAAAACAGCAGCAUUUGUACUAGCUAUGUUGAGUAGAGUGGAUCCUACGUUGAGAUAUCCUCAGGCUGUAUGUUUGGCACCCACGUAUGAAUUGGCUUUACAGAUUGGUGAGGUAGCAGAAAAAAUGGGAAAAGAUAUUCCAGAUCUGUACUGCAGAUAUGCAGUGCGAGGAGAACGUCUUGCCAGAGGUCAGCGAAUAUCAGAACAAAUCAUCAUUGGUACACCAGGAACCACUCUUGAUUGGGCUAUUAAGUAUAAGUUCUUUGAUCCUUCCAAAGUCAGAGUUUUUGUUCUCGACGAAGCAGAUGUGAUGAUAGCCACGCAGGGUCAUCAAGACCAAUCUAUCAGAAUACAAAGCAAUACGGAGUUGUUCACUUUUUACUUCACCUUUCUUGAUACUAGGAGAACUGUAUCAUGGUUAGCAGAACAGAUGUCUAAGGAAGGCCAUGCAGUAGCUAUAUUAUCUGGUGAUCUCACAGUGGAACAACGUGUCGCUGUACUCAAUAGGUUUAGAGAAGGAAAAGAAAAAGUUCUUAUCACAACCAAUGUGACAGCUAGAGGCAUUGACGUUGAACAAGUCACUUUGGUCGUCAACUUUGAUGUUCCAGUUGACGUGAAUGGCCAUGCAGAUUGUGAAACGUAUCUCCAUAGAAUUGGCAGAACUGGACGAUUCGGUAAAUCAGGUAUAGCUAUCAAUAUGGUGGACGGUCCACGGGCCAUGGGUAUAAUGAAGAAAAUAGAAGAGCAUUUUGGAAGAAAAAUUUCAAGAUUAAAUGCAGAUGACAUUGAUGAAAUUGAAAAACUUGAAGCUUGAGGCACCCAGGAUAAAUAAGGAAUUUAAUUUAGUGAAACACAUUACGUUACAAUUACAUUUACCAUUAAUUUAGUUUUAGCUGUUCAUAUGGUUCCUUAUAUGAAGAUCCCUGUAUUGGUACAAGGCAUAUCAAUUUGAUUUCCAGUUCUCCAAACCUUCACUGAUACUGAUUUAACUCAACGUUUUAGCAUGUUGUUACAAUGUGGACAUCUGGAUCUUGGUCACAAAAUAGGUUGUCUUGACUUGAUAUUCUAAUGACAGUCUUCUUAUUUAUAUAAGAUGCUACCAGUAUGUUCUCUUUAAACUAAAUGCUAGAUAUGUACACAAGACCUAAUUUGCAUAUGUUGGCAAUCUAAAUGCUAGAUAUGUACACAAGACCUAAUUUGCAUAUGUUGGCAAUCUAAAUGCUAGAUAUGUACACAAGACCUAAUUUGCAUAUGUUGGCAAUCUAAAUGCUAGAUGUGUACACAAGACCUAAUUUGCAUAUGUUGGCAAUCUAAAUGCUAGAUAUGUACACAAGACCUAAUUUGCAUAUGUUGGCAAUCUAAAUGCUAGAUAUGUACACAAGACCUAAUUUGCAUAUGUUGGCAAUCUAAAUGCUAGAUAUGUACACAAGACCUAAUUUGCAUAUGUCAGCAAUCUAAAUGCUAGAUGUGUACACAAGACCUAAUUUGCAUAUGUUGGCAAUCUAAAUGCUAGAUAUGUACACAAGACCUAAUUUGCAUAUGUUGGCAAUCUAAAUGCUAGAUAUGUACACAAGACCUAAUUUGCAUAUGUUGGCAAUCUAAAUGCUAGAUAUGUACACAAGACCUAAUUUGCAUAUGUUGGCAAUCUAAAUGCUAGAUGUGUACACAAGACCUAAUUUGCAUAUGUUGGCAAUCUAAAUGCUAGAUAUGUACACAAGACCUAAUUUGCAUAUGUUGGCAAUCUAAAUGCUAGAUAUGUACACAAGACCUAAUUUGCAUAUGUAAGCAAUUUAAAGUACCCCGUAAGCUAAUUGGCCAACCAACCAAAAAACCCUUGUAGGAAAAAAACUAUAUGCUGUCUGUAUGUAAUAUCUUUUGUAUAUUGCACCUCCAAGAAAUUCAGUGUUUAGCCCUAAUUUGACCCAAGUCAAUGCAAAAGUAUAAGGGUUAAAGCAGCAUUCUUAUUGGAACUCUGCAUGCGUUUAUUCUACUGUUCUAUUAUUCACAGCUCAAAACAUAAAUAUUGAUUAUGGAUAGGACCAGAGGUACAUUACUUGGGGUUUGCAACACGCAUAGUACUGUAUGGUGACAUCAUGCCAAGAUCCCAUUCAAGUCUCAUCUCGUAGAUAGCAAGACUGAUGCUACGACCUUCUGACAUGACAUAGGUGGUUUGUAAUAAAAAAAUAAAACAUGUAUUACAUUCAUAGUGAAAAAAUGUAAUGCAUCGAAAAUGUACAGAAAAUGUCGUAAUCCGUCAUAUCGUGAGCAGCUAUUUUGAUCCACCUGGACAUCCCAGUAUCCUAGUUACCUUGGGCAUGCGCAUUCACAUUUUUCUGAGUUGGACCGCUUAUGCGAGAGCGAGAUUGAAACGGGAUCUUGGUGUCAUGUCACCGUAGUUGCAAACCCCAAGUAAUGUACUUCUGAUAGGACUUGUGUACAUCACUAGAGUACUUUAUUGGCACAAAAACUCUUUAAAUAUGAAACAUAAUUUUGAAUUUGUAGCAUAUCUCUGAAAACUGAUCACUAACACAUGUUGUGUGAGCCGCCCCUACGCACAUCUGGUGACAGUGCAGCUUUUCUAACACUUAUGUGGUCAAGCCAAUGUGACAAGAUUAUGUUCUAGCGGCUGGUUUAUAUUAUUUUAAUCCAUGUCACACCAAGUCAAGAUUAUCUUUGUUACACAAAAUGAGUGAACUCAAAGUGAUAAGACACAUUUAUGAUAAGUGUGCAAAUAGCUGAAGAAUUUGAAAAACCUAAAUUGAUCACAAAUUGUUUACAUUUCUUUCCUGGACUUAAAUGAUACUUGUACAUGUGGGGGUGCCUAACUAACUGGUGGGUGCUUGUACUGAUGCCAAUCUAGAUAAUUAUGUAAACCAUUCUUGUGGGUACUGUAAAUGCAUUAAUGAUUCACUCAGUUUUAAUUUUGUAAUGUUAAAAAAGUUAAAUCCACUAAAUUAAAUCUAUGUGAACAUCAUUGUUUCCAUGACAAAUUCUUGAAAUUAAAACACAGUGAAUAUCCUCAAAACAUCAAAAUAGUGAAAGUAAAUGGUUUUACAGUAAUAAUACUAGUAGAAAACUGUACUUGUACAAUUCAUACUGGGUGUAUACCAUGUUGGUGCGAAACACUGCUACAGCAAAACCUAUUUGAUGGAUACUUUACUGAAAAAUGAAUUUUGGCAUAAAUUACUAGUAUACAGGAACUCCAACAUUAUAAAAUACUCACAAAAACAAGAUAUUAAUGUGGCAAUAUUUAGCAGACCAUUGAGUCACAUCAACUUCAGCUUUGAAAAGCGACUUAAAAGUGUUGCAAUUUUGAAUGUACUUUAAACAGUUUUAGCUUAAAUUAGUUGAUUUUAAUCAAACUCAGUUGUGAUGGAGUGAUGACUAAUCGAUGGCUUGUUUAGUGAAGUAAAAUUUAUGCUGCCAUUUUGUAACUUCACCAAACAGGUCUAACAUACAUGCAACAAUGUAUUGAUACUAUGUAUUAUAUUUUAAAUACUGUACUUUUGAGUUGUGAUUUUCAUUUUUUUUGGUACAAAGUUCUUCCGAGCCGAUAAAGUUCUAAUUUCUUCUGAAACAAAGUGUAUGGAAGUAAAAAAUGAUACCCUUCUCAUGUAUCUACUCACUGUAUCUU